AUGGCCAAGGUCAAUGGCUCUUAUAUAUUGGCUGAGGCCGUCGCCGACGAUGUCGCCGGCGCCGGCGAUGAUGUCGUCGUUGUCGUUGUCGCCGGCGCCGGGCGUGAAGCUGGUUGCCGUGGUAUUGAGCAAGAUCACAGAACGGGCGACCGCAACCAAGCACAACCAACGAAAAUGGGCGAAACAAAGACAAUUGAGUCCUAA
Penicillium bovifimosum is the source of this 204-nucleotide messenger RNA. RefSeq lists its product as uncharacterized. The record is from RefSeq and is a predicted model, not a curated record. The transcript has a single exon. NCBI's taxonomy places the organism in Eukaryota, Fungi, Ascomycota, Eurotiomycetes, Eurotiales, Aspergillaceae. The coding region runs from base 1 to 204 and encodes 67 amino acids.